AUGGCCCUGAAGGUUCAUUGUGCGCACGCACAAAUUUCCUCAACGCGCACCAUUCCAGGGAACAUAAGUGCUUUAAUUUACGCGCGCUCAAGUUAUAGUCUUGCACGCACAGCUUUGAUGCACGCACCAUUGUAUUAAUACGCGCAAGGAAAAAUUCAUUCACGCCCGCGAGAGCAUUUUGGCACAAAUUUAAUCGAUAUUUUCCAUCUGGUCCUGAUUUUGUUAAAUUUUCAUUGCUUUGUUUGCGGGGCAGGAAACAACAUGGCGACAUCGUAUCUGCCUUGUUUAAGUUCAAAAUGUUUUGAUAGAGAUGCUUUAAUAACUUCUUACUUUGGACAAGGCUUUAGUAAUCUAGAAAUCCUGGGAUUCUUAGCAGCACAGCAUGAUGUGUUUGUGAGUUUGUCUACCUUGAAGAGAACGCUUUCCAAGUUGGGACUGUAUAGACGACAUCCGGCUAAGAUCGAAGACAGAGAAGAAAUUAAAAAAUUGGUUUCAAUGGAACUACUCGGCAGUGGAAACUCAAUGGGGUACAGAAAGGUUUGGAAUGUAAUAAAGAAUUUGGGGAUUCCUGCUAAGCGAGCUACUAUCAUGGAAAUCAUGCGAGAAUUAGAUCCCGAAGGUGUGUCCACGCGGAGUAAAAGGCGGCUGAGGAGAAGGGUCUAUACAGUCCCUGGACCUGAUCACCUAUGGCACAUCGAUGGAUAUGACAAGCUCAAACCAUUCGGAUUCAGUGUACAUGGUUGUAUCGACGGGUUUUCGCGGAGAAUUAUUUGGUUAGAAGUAGGUGUAACCAAUAAGCAACCAGAAGUAAUCGCACAUUAUUACAUUCAAGCUGUGAAACAGAUGAAUGCAGUUCCCCUACGUAUUCGCUCCGACGACGGGACGGAGAAUAGUAUCGUAGAAGCUAUACAAAUUGCACUGCGCUCUGCUCAUGAUGAUGAAUUUCAAGGGUUGGCCAGCUAUUUAAUCGGGGCAUCAACGGCAAAUCAACGCAUUGAAUCCUUAUGGUCGCAAUUCCGAUACGACAGGAUUAUAUGGUGGCGAAAUUUUUUUAAGGAGUUAGUAGAUUUUGGAUUACUUGACUCAGGUAAUCCAGUUAUAACUGAGUGUGUCAGAUACUCUUUCAUUCAUUUGAUAAGGAAAGAUUUGAAGGAAUUCGCGGAGAGAUGGAACAAACAUAUACUGGCGCCAAGUUCUAACAAAAUACUGCCUCGUGGUCGGCCGGAUACCUUAUACUUUGUACCAGAAAUUUUCAACUCUCAAUCCUUUAGAAAAGAAGUAGACUUAGCAGAAGUGGACGAAUUUGACGACCCACAAUUUUGCGUUUCCUUGCAAGAUAACAGCGCAGAAUUUUUAGAAUUCGCAAAAAUUGUUUUUGAAAUGAAUAAUGGAAGAAGUAACAGACGGCCAGAAAAAAUAACUGAGGCGUUUGAAGUUUAUAUUAGUUUAUUAGAAGCUGUGAACAAAUACAUGUAGAAUACAUGCUUAACAUAAAGUUAAUACACACUUUCAAGCUAGUGGUUAUAACUACA
Hydractinia symbiolongicarpus is the source of this 1532-nucleotide messenger RNA. RefSeq lists its product as uncharacterized. Bases 262 to 1476 code for a protein of 404 amino acids. Lineage: Eukaryota; Metazoa; Cnidaria; Hydrozoa; Anthoathecata; Hydractiniidae. The record is from RefSeq and is a predicted model, not a curated record. The transcript has 2 exons.